CAACUAUAAAGCUUAGCAAUGGAAAAUAAGGUAAUUCUCAAGGAGGAAGAGUUCUUGGUCAGCACCAGAUAAAGAGCAGCUUUCAACCAAAUCAUGUUGCCUACAGUGGAGAGCUUUGAAAUUAAUGAUCCAAAGCCCAAGAAGAGAAGGGUGAACUGCUUUAUGAUUGUGGUGGUACUUUACCUGAUUCUGCUCACCAUGGGAAACGUUCUGCUGGCAAUUAAAGUUUUGAAUUUGCAGGAGCAGCUCAGGCGCCUGGAGGUCCCCUUCAUCAAUGAGUCACUGGCUGCAGAGGACCGUUCGCCCUUCUCCUUGUUCCAGUCAAUGAGCGCUCCUCACCUGGCUGAGGAUGCACCAAGGCUGCAAGUCCUGCAGGCCCAGCUCAACCAGGUCCAUGCCAGGCAGGAGCAACUGCUGCAGCAGGUGGACAGCUUCACUCGGAGCCCAGGUCCACCAGGACCUCAAGGUCCACCAGGAAUCAAGGGACAAGCAGGAAGCAAGGGGGAGAAGGGCACCAAAGGAGACACAGGGGCCAUGGGACACCCUGGAGCCCAGGGGAGUAAAGGCGACUCAGGGGAUCCAGGCUCCCCAGGUGUGGCUGGAAAUCCUGGAAUCAAAGGUGAUCAAGGACAACUUGGAGUGAAGGGUCUUCCAGGCCCUCCAGGUGCGACAGGACCCCCAGGUGCCAAGGGUGAGCCUGGCAGCACUGGUUCUAUUGGACUAACAGGACCACCAGGGAGCCCCGGGAGUCCAGGAGCCAAUGGUGUAAAAGGAAGCAAGGGGGACACAGGACUUCAAGGACAGAAAGGAACAAAAGGAGAAUCAGGAAUUCCAGGCCCUGCAGGCAUGAAAGGAGAAAAGGGGAGCCCAGGCCUGGCAGGCCCCAAGGGUGCCCCUGGACCAGGCGGCCAAAAGGGAGAACUAGGAGUGAAAGGAUCUCCUGGGCCACAAGGAAUAAAGGGAGAAAAAGGUCAAAAAGGCUCAGGCUUUGCAUCUGUCAGGAUUAUUGGCACCAGGAACCGAGGCCGGGCUGAAAUUUACUAUAAUGGUGCCUGGGGCACCAUUUGCGAUGAUGGGUGGGACAGUCUGGAUGCCACGGUCUUCUGCCGCAUGCUGGGUUACUCUGCAGGAAGAGCCCUUACCGGCGUGGGAGCUGGCACCGGGAAUAUCUGGCUGGAUGAUGUCGCAUGUCAAGGGACAGAGGACACCCUGUUCACCUGCAAUAAGAGUAACUGGGGCUCUCACAACUGCAACCACAAUGAGGAUGCUGGUGUGGACUGCAGCUGACCUUGCACAGCUCUUUAACACUCUGCUUCCAAGGUUUUUUGCCCAAGGGAAGGAAAGGACAGAUACUGUCUGAAACAUCUCUCACAUUGGAAGCUCAAAGCUGAUUUCCUGAGCCUCUUUAGAACAUGACAGCCAUGAAAAUAGAGUUGAAAGAAGAAACAAUUUUCUAAUUUUUUCCUUGUAGCUUAUUGAAAGCCAAGCCUGGCUGACUUGAUCAUAGUGCUUUAAGUGAGGGAGGUCUGAGCUGCGCUUGUGGUGACAGCCCCUCAUUGGUGGAUGGGGGAAAAGGAAAUGAGGAGACAGAAAUAGAGCUGGAGGUCCUCCCUGGCAGUCACAGGCCCAGCUCCCCCAAUCUGCAUUUCCUGUCUCAGGAAUUGAGUCCUUCAAGAAUGAUGCAGUGUGGGAUCAGUUCCUGUCUAGGCACCACUUCCACCAUCCUUAAGGAUGUGCUGGCCAAAACCAUGUGCUUUCUCUUUCUCUCUCUUUGUCUUUCUCUCUGUCUCUGUCUCUCUGUCUCUCUGUCUCUCUCUCUCUCACACACACACUACCCCAGGAACAAACAACUGUUUAUAGGAACAAAAUAGUCAAAAUCUUUGCAGAGAGGAUGGACCAUCCCUCCCCGACAGCAAGGAAGCUCAGAGAUGCUACUGCGGCUUGGCCACACCCAACACUUCCCUUUCUGGGCUUUGGUUCUCAUCUCUUAGCUUGACUCUCCAACCUGUACUUUGAAAGUACACCUCUCUCCAGAGCUCUGAUUAUAUCUGUUUACCAGCUGCCUCCGCAUGGGUUCCUCAAAGGUCAGGCAGCUAAAGCUUGAUUCAUUUUCUGUCCCUCCUGUGUUCUCCAUCUCAGCCAGUGGGUCCUUCCAUCCAGUGUCCAAAACAGAAACCAAAUGUCAAACACCAGUCCUUCCUUUCCCUUUCCUCUCUCUCACCAUGCAGCAAGUCUCACUAAUUCUAGCUCCCAAAUGUCUCUCCAGUCCAUCCAGUUCUAUCUCUGCCGUCAUGGUGGGCCAGGCCAUUAGCACCAAUGGCAUAGAUGCUUGGAACAUCACCUAGUUAGUCUCUUUCCUCCACUACAUGCCACCAACCACCUGUUCAUUUGCCACACAGUAGCCUGAGAGAGCUUUAGAAAUGACAAAGCUAACCAAGCCAUUCCCUGCUUAAAGCCUUCAAUGGCUCUGUAUUCCUUUAGGCCAUGGGCCAAACUCAUCACAUGGCUUACAAGAGUCCCUGAAGAUACAUCUCACACAAUCCUCCAGCCACCUUGAUGUUCCCUUUCCUAUUACCUCCAGGGCUUUGCUCAUGAAGUUUCUCUUCUAAAAAAUCUCUUACAUAACAGGCUCUUGAUACAUGUUUUAUGAUUGACUCCCUGAAUAAAUGAAUGAAUCCAUGAACAAAUAAAGGAAUGUGGGAAUGCUAAA
Molecule: messenger RNA, 2710 nt
Organism: Manis javanica (Malayan pangolin)
Lineage: Eukaryota; Metazoa; Chordata; Mammalia; Pholidota; Manidae
Gene: MARCO
Product: macrophage receptor with collagenous structure
Cellular component (GO): membrane
Source: RefSeq, a predicted model, not a curated record